GCGCUUACCCCCACAGUAGUGCAGCUCAUUAUGCUGCGCUCUUCUGUUCUACAGGGACGGCAGACACUGCUCUCCUCGGCUCGCCAGCGCACAGCCGCUCAAUGGCUAUCCAGAGCCGGGGCUAACAGCAGGCUUUCGGGCCAGAGAUUCUUUGCUGAUUCUAAGCCCCCAACCCCCGCCACUCCUUCCUCAGAUUCGGCGGUUCCUCCCGAGACGGCACCGAAACCCUCGACCGGCUCUAAUGCUCCCCCAGCACCUACACCUGCGCCAGUUCGCAAAACUGGCCGCUUCCGCAGAUUCCUUAUUUACCUGAUCCUCACCUCCGGUCUGGCGUAUGGUGGAGGCAUCUUCCUCGCUCUCAAGUCUGACAAUUUCCACGAUUUCUUCACCGAGUAUGUUCCAUAUGGCGAGGAGUGCGUACUUUACUUUGAGGAACGUGAUUUCUACCGACGGUUCCCUAAUACCCUCCGCAAUCCGAGCCGUCUCUCCUCUACACCUAGAGAUGAAGGCAACAAGGUUGUGAUCUCCAGCAAGAGCGGACUUUCUUCGACGGUAGUGGAAGAGUCGGGAAGCGAUGUAUCGAAAUCAGGACCCCACAUGAGCGCUGUUAGCCCAGUCACGGCGGAUGAGGUGGCCAUCAAACCUGCCACUGCCAAGCCAGAGGACCGGACUUCCACAGUCAAGACGGAUAAGAAGCCCGCCCCACAGGAACCGGAAAAGCCUAAGGAAGAGCCUAAGGAAGAGUCCAAGCAACCCGUACCAGCAGCGAUUACGACCCUUGAAUUUGCCCAGGUCAGCGAGGGAGAUGAAGCCAUUGUACAGGAACUAGUCAAGACCUUCAACGACAUCAUCACGGUCAUCAGUGCCGAUGAGAACGCCUCCAAGUACUCCAUGCCCGUCACAAAGGCCAAGGAAGAGCUCCAGAAGAUUGGCGAGAAGAUUAUUGCGGUUCGAGAUGAAGCGCGCAACGCCGCCCAGGAGGAGAUCAAAAAGGCCCACGCUACCUUUGACGAGUCGGCACGCGAGCUUAUCCGCCGCUUUGAGGAGGCACGUGCCACCGACGCUGCUCAGUACCGCGAAGAAUUUGAGUCUGAACGCGAGAAAUUGGCGCUUGCCUACCAGCACAAGAUUGAGACCGAACUGCAGAGAGCCCAGCAGCUAGCUGAACAGCGACUUCAGAACGAGUUGGUGGAACAGGCUAUCGAACUAAACCGUAAAUAUCUUCACGAAGUUAAGGAUCUCGUCGAGCGGGAGAGAGAGGGCCGACUCAGCAAGCUUAACGAGCUCACUGACAGCGUCUCCGAGCUUGAGAAGCUCACCACCGGAUGGAGGGAUGUGAUCGACACCAAUCUUCGAACCCAACAACUCCAGGUGGCUGUUGAUGCUGUUCGCUCGGCUCUUGAGCGCUCCACAGUCCCUAGGCCCUUUGUGCGCGAGCUGGUCGCAGUCAAGGAGCUGGCAGGAGAGGAUCCAGUUGUCGAGGCGGCUAUUGCGUCCAUCAACCCUUCCGCUUACCAGCGCGGCAUCCCGUCAACUUCUCAGCUCAUUGACCGCUUCCGCCGCGUCGCUGAUGAGGUUCGAAAAGCUAGUCUUCUCCCCGAGGAUGCAGGUAUUGCCAGCCAUGCAGCCAGCCUUGUCUUGAGCAAGGUCAUGUUCAAGAAGGACGCCGUUGCUGGGGGUGAUGAUGUUGAGAGUAUUCUUGUUCGUACGGAGAAUUUGCUUGAAGAAGGAAAUCUUGAUGGCGCUGCUCGUGAGAUGAACUGCCUCAAGGGAUGGGCCAAGAUCCUCAGCAAGGACUGGCUGGGCGAUGUGCGCCGAGUUCUGGAGGUGAAGCAGGCUCUCGAGGUGAUUGAAACAGAAGCCCGCCUUCAGUGUCUUCGGGUCGAGUAGAUAGAUAGAUUCUAUCCGCGUUCUCUUGAAUUUCCUGUACCUCUUUUACCUCCUGUACACAGGACAUGUAUCUCUAUGUAGCCCUCCACGUUGUUAGACCCAAUGCUAGAAGUUCUCUUUUGU
This is a messenger RNA of Aspergillus ochraceoroseus IBT 24754, 2013 nucleotides long. Its product is annotated as MICOS complex subunit MIC60. Gene Ontology annotation, cellular component: MICOS complex. The record is from RefSeq and is a predicted model, not a curated record. NCBI's taxonomy places the organism in Eukaryota, Fungi, Ascomycota, Eurotiomycetes, Eurotiales, Aspergillaceae. The coding region runs from base 31 to 1890 and encodes 619 amino acids. The transcript has 4 exons. Gene Ontology annotation, biological process: cristae formation.